This is a messenger RNA of Microsporum canis CBS 113480, 3990 nucleotides long. Its product is annotated as C2 domain-containing protein. The record is from RefSeq and is a predicted model, not a curated record. Bases 1 to 3990 code for a protein of 1329 amino acids. The transcript has 6 exons. Lineage: Eukaryota; Fungi; Ascomycota; Eurotiomycetes; Onygenales; Arthrodermataceae.
AUGAGCGUGAGCGUCAGCGAGACGACUUACAUGUCCAGCACCAAAAGACACUCGGUGGGCGGCAUCAGACGCGUGGAUAGCCCUAGCGAUAAUGUCAAGCGUCACUCUCGAAACAUAUCUGCCGCCCGCCGGCGCAGGGUCAGCAGCAACGACGCCUAUACGUAUGCCCUCCGAGUGGCCUUUUUAGCCUACCUUCUCCAGGCGCGCACGAAGAGAGUACAAGCUGCUCCUCCAGCUCGGCCACAGUCGCUGAACCGGGCCUCCACCUCAUUUCAUGACCUGAUGAAGGAUUUCAGCCUGGUGCGGGACUCAAAGAGCACCAGGUUCCCCCAUGGGUUUGUCAAUGAGCUCGAGAAACGGCUAACUGGCGUGCUCAUUGGCAAGGAACACAGAAAGGAAUUUCAGGAUGCUACGGUGAAGAGAACGUUUGGGGCCUUUCUAAACUCGUUGAAGGAGCAAAGUUUCAAAAAACGUAUGGAAAAGGACCGGCGUGUAGAGGACCUAGUGUUAAUUUUCUUCUCAAACGCAACCAAGGAGCUGUCCAAAGGGAAAGCUCCGGAAGAUACUAGCUGGAAGUUGAUGGUGGAUCGCCAUGUUGCGCUGUUUGUCCGGCUUAUCACUUUUAUCCUCAAGGACCAUGACUGGAUCAAGGACAGGCCGGAGCUGGCAAGCAGGCUGGCAACACUGGAAAAGUCUUCGCAAAAGAAUGGCCCUACAGUUGAAGUCGCUGCCCCGCUAAGCUAUGAUGUCAACGACAUGCCGUUGGUCCUUACCGUUGCAAAGGCAUUUGGUCUCCGGAAUUCCCAGGUUCAAUCAGAUAUCAACAAGAACAAAGACUUGUGGACUGGAAAGGAAGCGCUGCAGGACUUGAAGCUGUAUCAAGCACAUCUUAACCUCAAUACUGGGGGCACCCUCUCUGUCGCCGAUUUUGAGGUUGAAGAGGGCUAUGAGGCAUGGAAGAAAGCAGAGGGGCCGGACCUCUCACAGAUGAUGCUAGCCAUAAUUCAGUCGAACCCAGAGCUCGCCAAAAGUACGGGUGCAACACUGCCACAGUUUAAUGCCCAGUUGGCAGAUGCAUCAUUUGGAGAGGAUAUGAACUCGGAGCCGUAUCCCAACGCGUCGGAAAACUCAUCUUAUGUGAUUGACCAGCCAGUAGAUAUGAGCUCACUAUCCCUGGAAGAUGAAAACUAUGAGCAUCCAGGCACGAAUUUGUACACAUUUAUACCCCCCGAUCCGCGAUCAUACUAUCGAUUCGUGCUCAAUCAGCUGCUCACCCAUGAUCUCCGUGAUCAAUCACUUGAGGCGUCGGAGGCUACUUCGGAAAUGCCAGCCUCAAAGCUACUUUCUAAACAGUCUACUGAACUGCUCAAUGAGAUUUGUCUACGCUGGAGGAUUCCCAACUUCACCCGACUUGUACUUUUCUUGGACGUAUUUAGAGAAAAAUACGUGGACCAGGAAGUCAGCCUUGACGUUCUUGAUUCAGCAUUCACCUUCGUCAAGGAUCCCCCUGCCACCAAAAAUAAGCGCGCUAGUAUAGUUAUGGCGCCUAUUCUGUAUGAUAGAAACAAAUGGACCCAAGCAGAUAUAUUCUGUAUGCGGCGUGUCAUUGCAUCUAUACAUGAAGGCCUUCUUCGACAGCUGUAUGAAACGAUGAUGUCCUGCUAUGAAGCCAAGAUUCCACCUAUCGGUCCAGUCAUGUAUCUUCUUGAAAACCACGUCGAGUCCGAUCCGUACUUUGUGGAGAGCGUGGAGGAACAGGAACGGUUUUGCGAAUACGCGUCGAAUGGCUUAUUGGAGAAAGCCAAGGCUAUCUACCAAGAGUACCUGAAUAAAGAGAUCCCGCCUGAUCAACAUGAGUGGGAAUUUCAUCAUGUUAUUCAGCUUGGGAAAGCCGUGAUGAAGGUUUGCCAGCGGAUACAGAAGCGCUACCGGAAAAAUCCUAACAUAUUAGGAAUUAAUCCAAUUACGGUGCUGGUUAAUUAUAUCCUCCCAGUGUAUGCCGAAGAUGCAAGAGAUAUGAUCAUCCGCAUAAUCGAACAGGCCCAGGAAAAGAACGAGCUGAUAGAGAUGCAAGAUGGCUUUGAUCUAUACGGUGAACUUUCUAGCAUACGACAAACUUACAUCGAAGCUUUGCCUGGUGAACCAUUUCCUUUUCACAUCGAAGAACUUCUUGCUGACUUUGUCUGGCGCUGGAUCCAGGCUACAGAUGCCAAAGUAAACGACUGGGUAAACCAGGCUGUUAAGCAGGAUGAUUUCAAGGUUGUGGAUCAGAUAGUACAGCUGAAUUGGGACGAUGAUGUAGGAUACGCCAAAUUCAUGACCGCUAUUUCACGGUCGAUUGGGAAUGGGAUGGCGAGAUACUGCGAAAUUCUUGAGGGUAUGUUUAGCCGCGAGAUGGACAGAUUGACGCCAGAACAGGAGGCUGCAGCCAGACAGACGAAGCAGGAGAAGUGGAUGCAGAUGGCAAAGGAUGCAUGGACUAGCAAAGAGAAGGUCGAGCCGUUUCAAUUCUUUCCAGAAUCCUUUGUGAAGCUCAAUAACAUUGAGUACGCACUGCAGAAGUUUGACCAACUGGAACGCGACAUCAACAUCGACGCAUGCGCCGAAGUGUUGGCUAAAAAUGCACCGCCUCUAGCGAAGAGACAGCGCAAAAUAACCAACUACGUCUUCACUGUUAAGAUCGUUGAGGCUGAAGACCUCAAAGGCUGCGAUCUCGAUGGCUUGAGUGACCCGUAUGUUGUCCUGACGGAUGAAUACCAGAAGAGAAUCUCAAAGUCACGUAUUAUCUAUAAUAAUCUUAACCCACGAUGGGACGAUACAGUAGAUAUCAUGACAAAAGGGCCACUGAACAUUAUUGCAACAAUAUGGGACUGGGAUGCGAUGGGAGACCAUGACUACGUUGGUAGAACAUCAAUGAAAUUAGACCCUGUGCAUUUCGCAGACUUUGCACCACGGGACUACUGGCUGGACUUGGAUACGCAAGGGAGAUUACUGCUGAGGGUUAGCAUGGAAGGAGAAAGGGAUGAUAUUCAGUUUUAUUUUGGCAAAGCAUUUCGUACGCUGAAGAGGACGGAGAAGGAUAUGACAAGAAAGAUAACGGAGAAGUUGUCUGCUUAUAUUAAUCACUGUCUGUCACGACGAGCCCUCAAAGCACUCCUCUCUCGUGGCAUCAGUAUGUCAACUGUCUCUAGCUACUUUAACAGGAACCGGACACAGUCGAAUCAAGCACCAACGCAAGCAGAGGUUGAAAAUGCACUUACACCUCUCUUCACCUAUUUUGACGACAAUUUCUCCAUCAUGAACCAGACGCUCACAGGCCCGGCAAUGCGUACGGUCAUGGCUCGACUUUGGAAAGAAGUCCUAUCUACCGUCGAAUCCCUUCUUGUUCCGCCACUAUCAGACAAACCUUCUAAUCAAAAGCCGCUCACCCAGCUGGAACUUGACAUUGUCCAGGCCUGGCUCGGACUACUUCUCGCCUUUUUCAAUGCUGUCGAUGAAGAGACUGGAGAAGCCAAUGGAGUACCUAUAGAUGUACUCAAGAGCCCCAAGUAUCAUGAGAUACAGACGCUGUUUUAUUUCUAUUUUGAACCGACUGAGCAGCUGAUCCGUACUUCAGAGCGCAUGGCCAGCGCCACUGCUGCUAGGCAACAAGCCAACCGUAACCGUCUAUCCGCCUCAUCUGCGACGUUAGGUGUGCCAGGGUUCGCUGGCGUGCUCUCCGCGCGACGAGGGAAGAGCAUUCUCCUCUCCCGCAACCUGGGCACGAUGAAGAAGGCCAAAGAAGAGAAGCGUCGUGAGGCCCAGGCCGAGCCUAAUGAUGAUAUGAUACUGAGGAUUCUCAGAAUGCGAGUUGAAGCUGCAGGUUACCUACGAGACCGAAGCAGACAGAAGGAACGGUUGGCCACGGCGGCUGCCGCAGACCUAAUUGUUAAGCAGAGCCUAAUGGCUGGCACUGGAGGGCGCAUGGCAGGAACUUUGCCCCGAUACUAG